GUGCCCUUUCUCAUGAGAAAGAAUAAAAGCUCUUUCUAUACCUGGCUCGGACUCUGAUUUCGAUCGAGAGGGAGUCAACAUCCCACACGGUUUGGGGGCUCGUCCGGGAUCCUCUCCAAGCGAGGAGAAGCCUCCCUUGGCCUGGACUGACUGGCAGGACGUCCCGCUGAAAUUUUCAGCGGCCCUCGGCCCGGCCUGGGAGCGGCUCUCCUCCGACGAGAAGCGACCCGAGGAGAGACCGAAACCGGGAGUAGAAACAGCUAGCGGGGACGGGACGGAAACCACUCGCGGGAACGAUUGGUCACAUGGCUCUUCCCGAGUGGUGGAAGGAAAACGGAGGAAUGGCUAUGCAAUUAUCGAUGGAGACAAAACGGCUGUGGUAGAACUGGUGAAUUUCCCAAUCCUUGGUCAGCUCAGACCUGCAAAUUAUAUGCACCAAGUCGGGCCCUGAAACUCCUGGAAGGCGGAGAAGGGAACAUCUACACUGAUUCCAAAAGAAGGGGAUUGUCGCUCAAACCCCUCUGCUGGGAUUUCCCGUACAUAAGUUCCAGGCUGGCGAUUGGAUCCUCAUUCGGGCGUGGAAGGAGAAGAAGCUGACGCUGACCUGGGAGGGCCCAUUCCAGGUACUGCUCACCACGGACACGACAGUGCGGACUAAAGAAAGAGGCUGGACUCAUACCAGAGUAAAGGGACCUGUCCGAAAACCAUUGGAGUGGACUGUUGCCUCCUAUGAUCCUGACCAAUUGAGGACCACCAUUCGGAGGAGACUUGGAGAGACUGAUGCCCACCCCCCCCCCUUAAAUGAGGAAGGACCGGUAACCCUGCCAUGACUCCUGAAGAUUACCUCUGGUGGGGGCAGUGGGUUCUGGAGGCUUGCUUCGGUUUGCCUUUCAUGGUUGGGGGAAUAUUUCUGGUGUGCCUGUAUAUUAGGAAUUGUAUUUCCAUUAGGCAGGACUAGGUGAUAGGAUUGUAAAAAGAAUCAAGUAGCAGAGGUGAGAGGACAGACACACAUCAUGAUCUCAUGGUGCAUGGUCCCUGUGCUAACCCUCGCUUUCCUUACCCACCUAUCCAUCCCUGUGCCUUUAGGAAAAAGGACCCCGCCCCAGCCAAAGGAGGAAAAUACGUUUACCCAGCUAGGGGAAACGAUAGCUAGCACCCUUAAUGUGACCAAUUGUUGGAUUUGCGGUGGUCCCCAGGAGUUAGAAAGUUGGCCUUGGGUCCCUAUACCCCUGGAGCCGGCCUGGAUCCUCAGUAACCAGUCAGAGGUGCGUAAUGGUUCUGAGUUUUGGACAUCCUCAGAGAAACAUCGAUGGCACCUGGCGGAGUUAGUUAAGGGCCAGUAUUGCCUGAAUCAGUCCGGAGGAGGGGAGUCGGUGGGAGAAAGUGACUGUGUCUGGACCUAUUCCUCCACAGAAAAGAAACAGGUUAACUGUACUCCUUACCAGAACUGGUGGAACGAUACUCACAUUAGGUGUCACAAUGGGAAUUGGAUGGGGUGUAAUGUCACCGGUACACGAUCAUUCUGUGCAACCAAGAUGUUGACUGGUAACUCGGCCGUAGGUUGUUCCCAGUUAACUGGGGCCCAGAGCGCACUGCCAGCGUGGUGUCUUAAGUAUAAUGAGACUGGAGUGAACUCCAAUAGCACACACGUGAUCUGGGAAUGGCAUAAUUCAACCUGGUCAGGACAUUUUCCUUCUUUCUGGAGUCCAUGGAAUCGGAGCUCCGACCCCCUUAUCAAGACUUGCGUGGAGAAUGCCUCCCUAGGUCUGUGGGAGUGCUGGUUUUUAGAGGAACAGCUCGGAGGACCCCUAGGGGGAGGACCUUUUGGGGAUUGGGAAGGCAUCUAUUACCCCGUGGCCAUAAACAGCACUGAACCCUUCACCAUAAAUUGGACUGUAAUAUCCCGGAACGCGCGGCCGGCACUAAGGGGCCAUUAUUGGAUCUGCGGCCUAACAGCAUAUACACACCUGCCCGCAAAUUGGUCGGGCAGCUGUUAUAUUGGCAUAAUUAGACCAAAGUUCUUCUUCCUGCCAGGCCAGGAGGGGAGUCACCUAGGAAUCGACCUCUAUGAUGAUUUGAGGGAUGAUGGAGGGAGAGAAAAGAGGUCUCCCGAUACUUCGCUAACAAGUACUGGGGACGCAAACAGGUGGGGAGACAAUUGGCCUCCGGAAAGAAUAAUAAGGACCUACGGUCCGGCCACGUGGGCUCAGGACGGGAGUUGGGGGUACCGAACUCCAAUUUAUAUGCUCAACCGGCUAAUUAGACUCCAGGCGGUCUUAGAAAUUAUUACUAAUCAAACGGCGAGAGCCCUUGGUCUGUUAGCAGAACAAGCCACUCAAACCAGGGAGGCUGUCUUACAGCAUCGGCUGGUUUUAGACUAUUUAUUAGCGGCUGAAGGGGGUGUGUGUGGAAAGUUAAACCUGUCAAACUGUUGUCUAAAAAUUGAUGACAAUGGGAGGGUAGUCAUGGAAAUAGCUCAGGAAAUAAGGAAACUAGCCCAUGUUCCUGUGCAAACCUGGAAGACUCCUUUUGGUACCUCAUGUAUGUCUUGGCUUGGAGGCGCCUGGUGGAGACAAAUUUUAUGGUUCUUGCUUCUUGCUAUAAGUGGAAUAAUACUCCUUCCUAUCUGUCUGCCCUGUAUGAUGCAAUUAAUCACUAGGAUCGUACAGAGUUCAAUCCAGAAGAUGUUGCAAGUAUCAGGGAGUGGAGAAGUUAAAAUUAUGAUCAUGAGAGCUCAAGGAUGGAUCCCUUUAAAUACUAUGGAUCCAUCUGAUUCUGAUGAGCAUCCUCCGGAAGAAAUGAUCGAGGAGGUGUAUCAGCAAUGGUGUGAGGAAACUUCAGGGAGGAUAAAAGAAAGGGGGAUUGUGAGGGAUGGAACCCAGUGAAGUUCCCUCAUGAGACCCCAGGAGGGAAGGCAGAAGCUAUCUCCCCAGGCCAGGUUUAGGUAACACCCAGAGCAGAACUGACUUGUGCUAUGGCUAUGGACCAGAGGGAGAUAAAAGGAAAUGAAACGGCCACAUUACAGAACUUGCUUACUGAAGGUAGAGCCAGUCGGGUCGGGGGCCAAACGCGUGACCCCUUUUUGAGAGAAAAGCAGGUUGAUGCAGCUUAAACCGCAAGGCCACUGCCAGCCUCUCCCCCACUCCACUUCACUUCCUUGUACACGAGCACGCAUUGGGUGCUAGCUGCCGUGAUUAGAUUGUACGCCCCAAGUACCCAACCAAUGGAGAAAGGGGUUAGUCGGUGGGAGGGGUAUGCGUUAGGGGUAUGCGUGAGGGCUAUAAAAAUCGGCUUCACCCAAUCAACGGGCCCACUCCCCGACUGACGCUGCUUAAGCGAUGGGGGUGGUGCCCUUUCUCAAGAGAAAGAAUAAAAGCUCUUUCUGCACUUG
Messenger RNA from Tachyglossus aculeatus (Australian echidna), 3391 nucleotides. RefSeq lists its product as uncharacterized. The record is from RefSeq and is a predicted model, not a curated record. Lineage: Eukaryota; Metazoa; Chordata; Mammalia; Monotremata; Tachyglossidae. The transcript is spliced from 3 exons. The coding region runs from base 1014 to 2885 and encodes 623 amino acids.